Messenger RNA from Protopterus annectens (West African lungfish), 2925 nucleotides. It is a transcript of the gene PODNL1, whose product is annotated as podocan like 1. Gene Ontology annotation, molecular function: protein binding. NCBI's taxonomy places the organism in Eukaryota, Metazoa, Chordata, Ceratodontiformes, Protopteridae. The transcript is spliced from 11 exons. Bases 221 to 2047 code for a protein of 608 amino acids. The record is from RefSeq and is a predicted model, not a curated record.
GGGUCCUGCUAAGGGAAUCAACAGGAGCCGAAGCAGCAGCAGGGACAGAAGUGAAGCAGUUACCGUUGUUGCUACUGGGAGUAGAAUAUAUUGAGUGAGAGGACGCUUUAUUUUGAGUAUUUAGAAGGAAAUGUCACAAACAACCUGCCUAGUUACCUUGGCUUUCAUUAAGGCACUUUUGGUCUGAACUAGUGAAGCAACUGUGCAGCUGUGACUUGCUAUGCGACUCUGCUGCACUGUAUUACUCCUGAUUCUACAGCUUGUUGGAAUCCAUGUUAUCUCUUUGGUUGUUGGACAGCAGGAGAACGGAAAUGAGUCUGUUCUCUCCCCUGGGAGGAGUGGUUCUGGAAGACUGAAUGCUUCUUCAUGCCCCAAAGGCUGUUCCUGCCCAACAGAAGAAAUCACAGACUGCAGAGGAGCAAAUCUCUACGUAUUCCCCCAUAAUCUGUCAGAGGGUACCCAGCAUUUGUCAUUACAGAACAAUCAGCUGGACAAGAUUGCCUGUGAUGACCUGUCCAGACUAAAGAAGUUGAAGACCCUCAACUUGCAAAGCAACCAGCUCUCCUCCAAAGGGCUACCAGAUGAAGCGUUUGAAACCAUGAAGUUUCUUCAGUACAUUUAUUUGGCAAGCAACCAGCUCACAGUGGCACCGAGGAUACUGCCAACUACUCUGCGAAUAGCUGAUUUUGCAGGAAACCUUCUGACAGAAAUCUACCCAAUGACAUUUGGACAUAAACCACAGUUAAGGUCUGUUUAUUUGCACAACAACUGUUUAAGAAAUGCAGGCAUAUCAUUCAACUUCCUGAAUGGGUCCAAUGCAGUCACAACCUUAACCCUUUCAAACAAUCAGCUGACAUAUGUUCCUCAAAACCUGCCUGCGUCACUUGCAGAGCUGCACUUACAGAAUAACAGGGUUUCCAGCAUACCCAAGGGAUGUCUACAAAACCAGCACCGGCUUCGAGAGCUUCACCUUCAGAAUAACCACUUAUCAUCUGCUGCGAUCAACAAGGAGACGUUCAGUAAGCUGAAAGGUUUAGAAUAUUUGGAUUUAUCCAACAACCAACUUGAGGAAAUUCCAGCUAGCUUACCACCCAAUAUUAUUAUUCUGCACUUGGGCAAAAACCAGAUCGCGUCCAUCCAGCCAAAUGCCCUCAGCAGAAUCCGGAGCUUGGAGUACCUGCUGCUUCAGAACAACCAGCUGACAGCUCAGAUGAUCCACAAUAAAGCAUUUGAUGGACUGCGCAAGCUACAUACCCUGCAUUUGUACGGCAACCAGCUGGAGAAGGUCCCCAGCGGUCUUCCUCGACGAAUUCAGUCCCUUAUGAUACUCUACAACCACAUUGCUAACAUCUCUAUGAAUGAUUUUUCCAACACAUACUACUUGACAGAGCUUAACAUGAGCUAUAAUCGCCUGUAUAAUGCCAAAAUCCACCGACUAGCAUUCCGAAAGCUCAGAAAACUGAAAAUGCUGGAUAUUUCUGGAAAUUUCCUUACCUUUAUUCCUAACGGUCUUCCUACUAGUUUGGAAGUUCUGAGACUGCAAAAAAAUCAGAUUAACUCUUUAUCACCUGAGGAUUUGCUUAACCUUUCUGCACUGAAGGAGCUCUACCUGACGCACAACCGAUUAAGGGGGAGUAGCAUUAUGCCAGGGUCAUGGCAAGUAAUCCAUAGCACUCAGCUUCUAGACAUGGGCAGUAAUGAGUUAAGUUACAUUCCCUCUGAUCUACCGGAGUCUCUAGAGCUCCUGUACCUUCAGGACAACAAGAUCGGCACUGUUUCAGCUGAAUCCUUCAUUACAACUCCAAAUAUAAAAGUCAUAUUUCUGAGGUACAACCGUUUAACUUUGGCAGGUAUGCCUGAAGCAGCAUUCUCAGAGCUGAAGAAUCUGCAAGUAGUGGACACCACAGGGAACCCUGAGGUCAUCAGCAUUCCACUAAAACCACAGAAAGGGGCCACCAAGCUGGACAACAGUACAGGAACUGAGAUUCAGCUCAGCUUUACAGACCUCCAGCAACAUAGAAACAGUUCUAGGGGAAGGAUCCACUAAGCUUAAACAUGAAAAGAAAUGCUAAAUCUUGUUUAUAUAUAUUCUGAUACUAUAGUAACACACUUAAUAUUUUAUGAUUUUUUUGUAAAGUGUUAGGAAACCAUACAGUUAAAAUACCAGUGAAUUUGUUUAGCCAUCCACUGAACUUAUGAUUAUGGAACAGAAACCCAGCCCACAUCUUGCUUUCUGUUUAUCCACCAGUAUCAUCAGGAUAUUGUAACUGGGACCUGUCACAUAUGGUAAUUCAUUUGCAUCAGACAGUACUUUUCAGGUUAAGUAGUAAGAGGUGGCAUGGGGCUGCUGGUAGGUUUCCUGUCCGGUAUUUAAGUAGCUACAUUAUUUUUCUUUUCUUUACUUUUUCCUUAGAAGACUGCACGCAUGUCAUAACAUCCCUAAAUCAUGCAUAUUCCUACCACCUUGUGAGCCAUUCAGUGUAUCAUUAAAUAAUGCAGUCACCUCAAAUGUCAUUCACUUCAGUACCAAGCCAUGCAAUGUGUCACUAGUGAAUGCUGGCAUAAAACGUCAUUCCCUGCCACGCAGUAUAUUACUUGUAAAUGCUGACAUAGAAUGCAGAAUGUCAUUCCCUUCACUACCGAGCAAUGGAGUGAAUCAUAUUUUUUUCCCUGAUUAUUUUUAAACACUUAUAUUGAAUUGUCACUUGUAACACAGGCAAAUGUACAUUUAUAUAAAAGUAAUCAAACUGUAUUAUGAUGUUCACGUUUACAAACAUUAUACUUCACAUAUAUUGCUAUAUAUCAUAUAACCUAAGCAGCAUUACAUAAAUAAUUCAAUCCCUGCCCUUUUUUAUACAAGAAACAACUUUAUUAAACCAUCACUUAUGACAUAAGCAAUCAUACAUUUAUAUAAAUAAAAACAAA